Papilio xuthus (Asian swallowtail) is the source of this 1368-nucleotide messenger RNA. Lineage: Eukaryota; Metazoa; Arthropoda; Insecta; Lepidoptera; Papilionidae. The record is from RefSeq and is a predicted model, not a curated record.
AUAUGCAGGUUCUGUCAGUUGCCAUCCGCACGCUUGGCGCGAAAGGCGCUUUGUCGUUAUAACUUUUUUUAUUUUAAUAAUUGUUGUGUAAAUCAAGGAAAAAACACUUAAUUAUGAAGUGGUACAUCUGUUUGCUGGCGCUUUUAUUGCCAAGUGCCGUGUUGACCCAGGAAGAAGGUCUAGACCCUGCGGACACGAAAUGGCUGAACCAAGUCCUUGGGAUGCCGUCAGAAGCUACCACCACCAGUACAACCGCAGCCCCAUCACAGAAUACAGUUCUGGAUCCAGUUCUAGACCCGGACUUCAAUGAAAGUGCUGUUUGCACGACAGAAAAUGGCGAGAGUGGAAUCUGUGUCUUAUUGCAGCAAUGUAAAGAUGGAGUCAUAGACAACACAACACUCAUCGACUUAAGGAUUGGAUCAUGCCCCCAUUACUUACAAACUUGCUGCAAACGGUCAGCAACUGCCAGAGUACAGCCGCCUCCCGCUGUGACUGGUGGAUGCGGCUGGAGCAACCCUGGUGCAGGCAUCUUCCGUACUAAGGACUCUGAAAACAUCAACAGGAAGACAUAUGCAGACUAUGGAGAAUAUCCUUGGAUGGUUGCUGUGAUGAGAACGACGAACAACGUGGAGGCCGUAGACUUUAAGCAGUCCGAUUAUAUCGGAGGUGGCGCCAUCAUCCAUCCCUCGGUGGUCAUCACCAUCGCCCACAAAGUAGAAUGGCAAAGCCCCAGCCAGCUGAAAUGUCGCGCUGGCGAAUGGGACACGCAGACAACUCUCGAGUUGUAUACGACACAAGAACGCUUUGUUACAAAGAAAAUCAUCCACGAGGAAUUCUACAAGGUUCCGGCGUACAACGACGUGGCUCUGUUGAUUCUGUCGAGCCCCUUCAAGUUAGAGGAUGCGCCGCACAUCGGUGUCGCGUGUCUCGCCCCCCGCCUCCCCGCCCCUGCCACCACCUGUUACAGCAUGGGCUGGGGUAAAGAAUCGCAGCAGAAAACUGUCAACGCCGUCAUACUGAAAAAGGUGGAACUAGGGUACGUGGAGGCAGCACAAUGCCUGACAGCUCUGCGGCGCACCCGGCUAGGUCCGCGUUACUCUCUGCACAGCUCUCACCUGUGUGCAGGAGGUGUGGCCGGAGUUGAUACAUGCAAAGGUGACGGUGGCUCUCCACUCGUCUGCCCAAUACAGGAGGGUCCGGAUUCAAACCGAUAUGCAGUAUACGGAUUGGUUGCGUUUGGCAUUGACUGCGGUAAACCCAUACCAGCUGUUUACGCUAAUGUACCUAAAUUAUACGCCUGGGUUGACUCCAAAAUGGCUGCUGAAGGAUUUGAUACAACUACAUACAAAUAUUAAUCAAUACUAAAUU